Molecule: messenger RNA, 5303 nt
Organism: Astyanax mexicanus (Mexican tetra)
Lineage: Eukaryota; Metazoa; Chordata; Actinopteri; Characiformes; Acestrorhamphidae
Gene: rarab
Product: retinoic acid receptor, alpha b
Exons: 8
Coding region: 913-2280 (455 amino acids)
Biological process (GO): regulation of transcription by RNA polymerase II; cellular response to corticotropin-releasing hormone stimulus; retinoic acid receptor signaling pathway
Cellular component (GO): transcription regulator complex; nucleus
Molecular function (GO): nuclear receptor activity; nuclear glucocorticoid receptor binding; zinc ion binding
Source: RefSeq, a predicted model, not a curated record
CUUCUCGUCAGUCUGCGCUGUGUGGGAUUUUAGGCUGGAGAGGAAAAGCGAGCGGAAGACGGAGAACCGGCGAAUUUACCUUCAACCGAAGCCGCCCAGCGCUAAAAGCGAAGCCGAGGGAAACGAGGAGGAAGUUAAACUCGGGGCUGCUCGGUUUUUACCGGGGUUUUCUGCUGACAGACGGGGAGAGGUUGUGUGUCGGUGCGGACCGGUGUGAGGGGGGAUUAACGUUAGGUUAACAUUAGCGUUAGCCUGCCUUAGUUUACCGCGGCUGGAGUUUGGACCGUAUAAAGAUUAUUUUCGCGCUGAAGAUUUUCCCGGAUUUUAUGUUUAAAAGCUCGAAGAGGCUGUGAUGGAGUGCGGACACCGUUUGGACUGCUGCUAAACCUGUUUUUGCUGAGGGGCUUCUGCAUGAGCUGCUGAGUUUGCUGGACUAGCGCCUUCACUUUUUGUUUUGCUGCACUUUUUUAAAUGCACGCGGCUCCUAAAAUCACUGUUUUAUUAUAUAUUUUAAACGCUAAUACGCAUAAUUAUGUGAAUAUUAUGAUUAUGCAACGACGAGCCAAGUUGUUACACUGAACACUGUGAGGGAAAGAGUGUGUGUAAGAGAGUGAGUGUGUGUAUGUGUGUUUUCCCACAGGGACUGUGGUCGAGUUUGGUUGGGUUUUAAACUAAGCUAAGCUACACACACUCACAUAGCCUUACAUAAAGAUACACACUAAAUAAACACACUUUCAGAACAUUUCCAGAACAAAACGACUUCAUUAGAAGCUCUUCUGUAAAUCUAGCUAAUCUCAGCUUUUUUAAAAACACGACUUGUCCCACUUUUGAAGACCUGGAGUUGGACCUUGGAGCUACGGCACAUAAACAUUUCUCUCUUGGGGAUCAUUGUCGGAUUCUUAUUUUUUCACCAUGUAUGAAAGUGUGGAUGUGGUGGGGCUCACCGCCAGUCCUAACCCCUUCUUAGCCAUGGAUUACUAUCAGCAAGCCCGGGGCUGUUUGAUUCCUGAGAAGGGCCUGGUGGCUGGAGGACCUCGAGGAUUCACCUCCAUUAGAUCACAACACUGGAGCGGAUCCACUCACUCUGUGGACACUCAGAGCACCAGUUCGGAGGAGAUUGUGCCCAGUCCCCCCUCGCCCCCUCCACCACCGCGGGUGUAUAAGCCCUGCUUCGUCUGCCAGGAUAAAUCCUCGGGGUACCACUAUGGAGUCAGCGCCUGCGAGGGCUGCAAGGGCUUCUUCCGAAGGAGCAUCCAGAAGAACAUGAUAUACACCUGCCACCGAGAGAAAAGCUGCAUCAUCAACAAGGUCACGCGGAACCGGUGUCAGUACUGCCGGCUGCAGAAGUGCCUGGAAGUUGGCAUGUCUAAGGAGUCUGUUCGGAAUGACCGGAACAAAAAGAAGAAAGAGGAGAAGAAGGUGGAGUGUUCUGAGAGCUACGUUCUGAGUCCUGACACGGAGCAGAUGAUUGAACGCGUGAGAAAAGCCCAUCAGGAAACGUUUCCCUCGCUCUGCCAACUGGGCAAAUAUACCACGAACAACAGCUCAGACCAGCGGGUCUCUCUGGACGUGGACCUGUGGGAUAAGUUCAGUGAACUGUCCACCAAGUGCAUCAUAAAAACAGUGGAAUUUGCUAAACAGCUCCCAGGCUUCACCACCCUCACCAUCGCAGACCAGAUCACCCUGCUAAAGGCCGCCUGCCUCGACAUCCUGAUUCUGCGGAUCUGCACGCGCUACACCCCCGAUCAGGACACCAUGACGUUCUCAGACGGUCUGACGCUGAACCGGACGCAGAUGCACAAUGCUGGCUUUGGUCCACUCACUGACCUGGUGUUCGCCUUCGCCAACCAGCUGAUCCCGCUGGAGAUGGAUGACGCUGAAACUGGCCUGCUCAGUGCCAUCUGCCUGCUGUGUGGAGAUCGGCAGGAUCUGGAGCAGUCUGAUAAGGUGGAUAUUCUGCAGGAACCCUUACUUGAAGCGUUGAAAAUCUACGUGAGGAAGAGGAGGCCUCAUAAACCACAUAUGUUCCCUAAAAUGCUGAUGAAGAUCACAGACCUCAGGAGCAUCAGUGCUAAAGGUGCGGAGCGAGUGAUCACCCUGAAGAUGGAGAUCCCCGGCUCCAUGCCUCCGCUCAUCCAGGAGAUGCUUGAGAACUCGGAAGGCUUGGAGGGACAGGGCAGCAGCAGUGCUCGAGCAGGAGGAGGGGCCCCACCAGGCAGCUGCAGUCCCAGCCUGUCCCCCAGCUCGGCGCGGAGCAGCCCGUCGGCACAUUCACCCUGAGACUGUUUUCACCCCUCCGAAAAACGGGGCUCCGCACAGGCAGCACCAGAACUGAAGAACAAGCUUCCAGACACGAGUCGGGCUGACUUUAAUUUGGGGAGGCCGGCCCAGCACGGACAAUGAGAAUGACCUGUCGUCUUGCUUUGGAUGUGGGGGGUGGAGAGGGUGGGGUAUGGAGUGGCUGAGGCCCAGGACCAGGAUGAGGAUGAGGACCAGGACCAGGAACCCACAUUAUGGCUGAGAGUCGGCGCUUCAGUGGAAUAAUGCAGGACCAGAAAGGAUUGAAGGAAUUAGUGAAUGAAUGAAUAAAUGAAUGAGUACAGUAAAGUGCAGUGGAGUGGCUUGGAAAAGAAACAGACUGAGGCUUGGGGAGGGGCAUACUCUUGUUUGAUCAGGAUGAAGCCCACAUGUCACGUAAACAUGUAAUAACCGGUCUCUCCGACCACUCUGUUCUCCUCACUCCCCCAUAUCCAAUGCAUUAAACAGUGCAGCAGAGACGUGCCUGGCUUGGUCUUUCUCUCGGACUCGAACUUCAGCGCUGGAGGACAGGGAGCGCAUCUACGUCCACGCGUAUUGUUGUACGUUGCGUUACGUUGCAUUACGUUGCGUUUUGGAUUCCCUCGACUGUAGAUCCGAAAGGAGAACUAAGAGGAGAUAACUGAAUCUAAACUAAAACUAAAGACAAGACAAGACAAGACAAGACAAGAUAAGAUAAGGACGUCCACUGUCCGAAAGUCAUCAGGGACAUUUUGAACUUUGCAACUUUUUUUUUGUUUUGUUUUUUCCCUUUUUCUUACGAAAGAUAUAUGAAUAUAUGAAUAUCUAUAUUGACAGAAACAAAAAAAUGACAUUUUUGUCUUAGGUGGAAUGAUGCAGGAAAAAAAAAAAAAGAAAAACAAAAACAAACAAAUCUUACAUUUACUCUUAUUUGUUCCAAGAGUAUAUACCGGUAGUUGUGUUCUGCCCACUGUUCUCUUCACUGCGGAAGAUUGUUAAGUUGGGGAUGUUAUGGAGAGGUAAAGAGAGAAAGAGGUUUUUACUAAGGCAAAAAACAGUACAGAUUGUUCAGGGUCAUGGUUUGCGUGUUCAUGUGUACAUGCACUCUCCCACUCUUAUUGAACAAAGCCAGUUUUUCACAUAGAAAACAGACAAACAAAAAAGAAAUUACACACGCUCAGUCUGGGGAGGGAAUGGAGGAAGCUGUCAAAAAUUGGAAUUUAAUGAAAAAAAAAAUUGCAAAGGGAGAAGAGUUGUAUCGAGGUCUUCAAAGGUUUAGGUUCUGAAUGUGCAUGAGAUUUUUAUCUGGUCUGCAAUCGUUUCAGCUGUUAAUGAAUUUAAUUCUAUCUUUCCUUAUGUUUCCUGACCAGAGGCCGACCACCUCUUUCUGAGCAACUCUAGCAUUAAUGAACAGCAAUUCUGGAUUUGAAAGAAACAAAAGUGUCUGAUCAGUCUGAUCAGUUUUUUUUCUGCAUUAAAAUCAAUUGGUGGUAAACAGGCAUUUGUGUUCCACAGACAGCAAAGAGUUCUAAAGAGUUCAAAAAUGACAGUUUUAAUGAUAACGGCAGGUAACGGAUAUGUUUUAUGCACCAAGUGUCAUUGAGUCAUUGCUGUUUUUUAUUUAAUUGUGCAAUCAAAACUGGAUGCCCCUUUAGCAGGCAGAGAGAGACCCUAAUCUCUGCCCUAAUACCCCCCUCCAGCACCUCACAUUUACCCCACUGCCUCAUGAACCCUACAACACCACUGCCUCGGUCUUUUGAACAAUCACCAUCACCAACAACACCACUGCCUCUGUGAGACAAUCACUAUACCUGUAGCUUCCCAACAGUACUGCCUCUCUCUGUACGACACAGACCUACGCCGGGCACCUGGAUUGCAAACAGAUUGCAGCCGUUGAUUGAUUGAUUGAUUGAUUGAUUAAUUGAUUGAUUGAUUUCUUGAUUUAUUGCUUAUUUGCAAACCUGCAGCCUUAGUUCCUUACCUUUUGAAUCCUGUUCAGUCUCCAGAGAUUGGAUUAGUGUGGAUUUGUGGAAAUUUUGGCAGAUCUAACAGCAAAUCAGAGCUCUUGUCAUUGAACUAGCCUUUUAUACAUUAAUUAAAAAGUUCACAUUCAGAUUGCUGCACUUCAGUUUAUCUCUGUUUAUUUCAUUUCAUACACCCGAUUUCUUGGAUUAGAUUAAAUUAACAAUCAGAUUAAGAAAUCUGAUAAUAAGAGCUUGAUGGACUCCGAGUGAUCCAGUGGUCUAAAGCGCUGCCACUAUGAGCGGGAGGUCGCAGGUUCGAUCUGCUGGCGCUCAGAGGGAGCAAAAUUGGCUCUGCUCCCUCCGGGUGGGUAGAUGGCGCUCUCUCCCCACAUCACUCCUACAGUGAUGUCCGCAGCACAGGGCGUCUGUGAGCUGAUAUAUCAGAACCGAGUCACUGCGCUUUCCUCCGAGUGCGCUGUGAUGCUACUCAGUAAUGCUGCAUCAGCAGCAGCUCGAAAAGAAGCGGUGGCUGGCUUCACAUGUAUCGGAGGAAGCAUGUGUUAGUCUUCACCCUCCUGGUGUGUUGGGGCAUCAUUAGUGAUGGGGAGAGUCAUAAUGAGUGGGUUGGGUAAUUGGCCGUGUAAAUUGGGGAGAAAAUGGGAAAAAUUUGAAAGAAAAAAAAAAAAAAAACAAUUUAAGUGCUGGUAAUCAUAUAUUUCUCUCAAUGGAUAUUGUGUUUAUUGUGUUUAAAAAAAACAACAACACAAGAAAUACAACAUGAUAAUUGGAUUCUUCUGUUGUUCUGUUUCUUAGCUGGUUGCAAAGCAAAAAUGAUUUUUUUUAUGUAAUUUGAUUAUUUCCUCACUUGUUAACACCCAGAGUUUUUCUAUAAUCUGAUGACUCUUCUUGUUUGGAUUGAACAGUUUACUGGCUCUCAACUAUGAAAUUCUGCAGUAAUCAGAUUGUGAAGUUCAUGUAAAUGCACUCCGUGAUGUCUGUGUAAAAGAGAUUUGUGUAAAACAAAAUUGAAACACUUGAUAAAUAUUGCAAACAAUUCUAAAA